UAAACCAUUUAAACCUGUUCUGGUAGAUUGUGAACCUGAAAAUUAGCAUAAAACCGCCUCUUUAAAAGACUGUUACCAUGUUUUUACCGAUUAUUGGAUUAUAGUUUGUUAUAGUUUAGAAAUUGUUUGAAUGUUGAUUUUUACUUUGCAUUAAUAAUCUAAAUUUGCAAAGUAACUAGUCACUGAAGUUGUCAAAUAAAUAUUAUAAAUAAAAAAGUACAAAAUGUAGUGAAGUAGAAAGUACCACAAGGUGGAAAAAUUUAUUUAAAGUACCUUUGUGCUCAAUUGCAGUACUUUAGAGAAAGUACAUGGUUACAUUCAACCAGUGUUUAUUACAGAGGAAGAUAAGAUAAAAGUCUCUAUCUGAUUUCUUUUUUUCUUAUAAGUUGCAGUUUUAUUCCAGUAGUUUCUUAAAGCUCAUAGAUGGGUCAGUCGUCUAUCUUUUACUUUCUGUCUUACUUUCUUUUACCAGCAACAUACUGUCUGCUAAACCAGGUCUACAUUUGUGGUUAUAUGUGUAUACAGACGUACAGAAGUGUAAUGUUUUGAAUGAAAGUUUGUGGUAGUUUUACAUUUUUGAAAUGUUAUUUCAGGGUAUGGGAGCAGGAGACACAACCAAAUAGAGGAGUGUUCGAACACAGUAAAAACUCUCAGAGAUAAAUAUAAAACAAAAAAAAUCCCAGGUCAUUUGAAGUUCAGCUGGUUUGGAGGAAGUCUAAAUGAGAUAGAAACCACGGAGGAAACACAGAGGUGAGUCACCAACAUGUCCAGAAAGUCACACAGGAGGUCGUCUCCUGGCGUCUGCUGCUGCUGCCUCACCUCCUCUGACUCUGACUGUGACUCUAAUGAACGCAGCCAAAUGAAUUCAGCUGCUGAACGUGAAAGAUCAGAAAGAGAAGCGUCAUGUUUCAGCAGAGCAGCCAGAAGCAUCAGGAGGGCUCUGUCCAGGAUUCGCAGAGGUAAUUCUGCCUCUUCUCGUGACCACGCCCUGAAUUAUUGCCCUGAUCCUCAGUCUAAUUUGAACUGUGGCGACAUUGACCAGCUUCACCGUCUUUCUUUCAAAGAGGAUCAUUUUGCAGAUGCAUCACCAGGGCCGAGUUCUCUUAAUCUCUCUUCAGAUAAGAGGCUGUUGGACAUACGGAGCAACUUAAUCGAUGGGAUAUCAGGACCGGUUCUCACAAGUCUGCUGGACAAACUGUUUGAGAAAACGGUGAUAGCUGAAGCUGAGAGGGAGUCAGCGGACGAGAUGCAGAACAGAAGAGACAAAGCUCGUUUUGUUAUCGACACAGUGAGGAAGAAAGGUGAAGCUGCUAGUUCAGAGAUGAUUGAGUUCCUCUGUGAGGCCGACCCCUUCCUCUGUGAACAUCUCGGGUUGAUCUGAAGGCAAAUCAACAGGUGGUAAAGAUUAAAUGUACACCGAUCAGACAUAACAUUAUGACCACCUGCCUAAUAUUGUGUAGGUCCUCCAUUUGCCGCCAAAACAGCCCUGACCGGUAGAGGCAUGGACUCCACUAGACCUCUGAAGGAGUGCUGUGGUAUCUGGCACCAAGACAUUAUUAGCAGAUCCUUUAAGUCCUAAGUUGUGAGGUGGGUCCUCCGUGGAUCAGACUUGCUUUACCAACAUCCCACAGAUGCUCCAUUGGAUUCUGGAGAUGCUCAAAUCCUUACGCUCAACCAUUUUACCUGCUUCUAACACAUCAACUAUGAGGACACAACGUUCACUUCACCUGUCAGUGGUCAUAAUGUUAUGGCUGAUUGGUGUAUAUUACCCAGAGUGUUCAUAAAAAUGUUUAUGUAAAUAUUUGAAUGGUCUCUUAUCAAAUGUACUGGUGUAAACACAUAACAGAGCAGCUGGUUAGUAAAUUGGGUUUUCUGUUGGCUGUGUGAACAAGUUCAUGUGCUUCGGGGAAUCUCCCUGAUCUGUUUGUACAGACUGAAUAUGAGAAGAAACUUUGAAGAGGUUUGAAGCCAUCUGCUGGCCAAAAGGUUUUACACAACACAAUCUAACCACAAAGUCCAUUCAGUGACGCAGCUGAAGCUUUUUGAUUCAAUCAAACAACUUCCUAAGAUAAAGUUAUAGAUGUUUAAAUAGUGUUUCUUGUCCUGGGUGACUUAGAGGUUGAGGAUGCCUUGCACCUCCUUUUCAAAUGUCAAAGAGGCCUUGAGCUAGAUACAAGGAGGCCUCUGGGACCCCUCAACAGUCUGACCAUGUUUAGGUGCAUUUUGUUUUGGUACUAUACCUGAGUUGUAGCCUACAUUUCGCUUUUGGUGCCCUUGAAGUGCUUAAACCGAGAAGAAUAUCAACAAGCUAGUCCUGUAUGAUUGAUCCUGGUCCACAGUGGGAUUGUAUGUUGUGGUAUUCACCCCUUUAUUUCGUCUGUUUCUUUUUUGCUGUUCUGUCUCCUCCUUUAAAUUUACUGACUGAGUCUUAGUUAUGAUGUUAUGCUCUGAUUAUAGUGGCAGCUGACUUUGACGUAGCUUCUUUUGUUCAUGCUUUGAAACUAAAAACAGAUGAGAAAAAACAUAAUAAUAUGAAAAGCCCCCCGUAGUUGUUCAAUUAUUUAAAUUCCAUUAAAAAGUGGUUCGCUUAUGGUUAUUUGGACACACUGAUGUUUGAGUUUACCUCAGUCUUUUAUAUUAGUUUACAUCUAUUUACUUUUUACAUACUUUUAUAUCUUUGACUAUUGCUUGUUGCUGUUAUCAUCAGUAGAUUAAUGUCACCUGUGUUUUUAAUGUCUGUUUGCAAAAUAAAGUUCCUUUUGGAU
This is a messenger RNA of Micropterus salmoides (largemouth bass), 2765 nucleotides long. RefSeq lists its product as uncharacterized. Bases 764 to 1381 code for a protein of 205 amino acids. Gene Ontology annotation, biological process: regulation of apoptotic process. The transcript has a single exon. The record is from RefSeq and is a predicted model, not a curated record. Lineage: Eukaryota; Metazoa; Chordata; Actinopteri; Centrarchiformes; Centrarchidae.